UGCUUUCGAGCAUCGUUAACUGCUGCUAACAGAUGUAAUAUUGACAUAAACUCGCCAACAACUCUUUUUUUUUUUUCUUACUUUCUCCUAGUUUGGCAGCAGAGAAGUAUCCGUGUUGCCUUCCAGCAACAUGGAAACCCGGCGGAGAGACACCAGGGAUAAUCCGUCGGUCAAGGCUAAUCUUCUUUCCAGGAUUUUUUUCUGUUGGUUGAAUCCCUUGUUCAGAAUCGGCCACAAGAGGAGGCUAAGAGAAGAUGACAUGUACAAGGUUCUUCCCGAGGACGCAUCGGACAGACUUGGGGAUGAGUUACAAUGGUACUGGAACCAAGAAGUCAAGAUGGCAGCAAAAGAUCUGCGCCAGCCCAAACUUACCAAAGCCCUCAUUAAGUGUUACUGGCGAUCGUACGCUCGCAUUGGAGUAUUCAUCUUCAUAGAGGAAAGCAUCAAAUUAGUUCAGGCGUGGCUACUUGGGAAGGUAAUUGAGUACUUUGAGAAGCCCAACGCCAGAAGCCCAGCUGCAGUCUACGAGGCCUACGGCUAUGCGGCUGGCAUCGCCAUGUCCACCUUUUGGGCGGCUCUGCUCCACCAUCUCUAUUUCUACCAGGUGCAAAGAGCAGGCAUGAAAAUCCGCGUGGCCAUGUGUCACAUGAUCUAUCGUAAGGCUCUCAGUCUUAACAACACAGCGCUAACAAAGACAACGACGGGACAAAUUGUCAAUCUAUUGUCCAAUGACGUCAACAGAUUUGAUGAGGUAACUUUGUAUCUACACUAUCUGUGGAUUGGUCCUCUGCAAACAGCCAUGGUGAUAGCAUUGUUGAUGUAUUGGAUCGGCCCAUCAUGCUUCGCGGGAAUAGCCGUCAUUUUUGUUCUGAUCCCAGUGCAGACCAUGUUUGGAAGACUGUUUUCCACUCUGAGGGCUGAAACUGCAGUCCUGUCUGAUGAUAGAAUACGCACAAUGAGCGAGGUCAUCACUGGGAUACGUGUUAUAAAGAUGUGUGGGUGGGAGAAAACUUUUGCUGCUCUUGUGGAUGAAGUCAGAAGAAUGGAGAUCUCCACGGUAAUGAAAAGUUCCUACCUGCGUGGCUUGAACAUGGCAUCCUACUUCGUGGCCAUCAAGAUCAUCAUCUUCAUCACUGUUUGCGUCUACGUGCUGACAGGCAACCAGCUGUCUUCCAGUACCAUCUUCAUGGCCAUGUCCCUCUACGGCGCCAUCAGACUGACCAUCACACUCUUCUUCCCUUAUGCCAUCGAGAAGGUGUCUGAGUCCCUCAUUAGCAUCCGCAGAAUCAAAACCUUUCUCCUUCUGGAUGAAGUUGCUCCUCAGCAUUUGGGGCUUCCUGUGGCAGAGAAGAAAGACGCUAUGUUGAAGAUUCAGGAUUUGAUUUGCUACUGGGACAAGAUUCAAGAGGCUCCAACCUUGCAGAAUGUGUCUUUCAACGUGAGGCCCGGUCAGCUGCUUGUUGUAAUCGGUCGUGUUGGAUCAGGGAAGUCUUCGCUCCUCAGUGCCGUCCUGGGAGAGCUGAGUCAGGAAAGCGGUGUGGUCAAAGUCAGGGGCGCUCUGACUUACACUUCCCAGCAGCCCUGGAUUUUACCCGGCACCAUUCAAAGCAACAUCCUGUUCGGCAAAGAGCUUAACCGCCAGAAGUACGACAGAGUCCUGAGAGCGUGUGCCCUCAAGAGAGACAUGGAGCUGUUGCCAGGAGGCGACUUGACAUCGGUCGGAGACAGAGGGUCUAACCUGAGUGGAGGACAGAAGGCGAGGGUCAGCUUGGCCAGAGCAGUGUACCAGAAUGCAGACAUCUACCUGCUGGAUGACCCUCUCAGUGCUGUGGAUGCUGAAGUGGGCAAGCACAUCUUUGAAGAAUGUAUCUGUGGACUUUUAAGGAACAAGCCGCGCGUUCUGGUCACUCAUCAGCUGCAGUAUCUGAAGGCUGCACAUCAAAUUGUUGUCUUAAAGGAGGGUCAAAUGGUGGUAAGUGGUACUUACGGCGAGCUGCAGAGCUCUGGUCUGGACUUCUCCUCGCUCCUCAAAGAGGAGGAGAGUCAAGAGGAAAGACAGAGCAUCGCCUUUCGCUACCCCCGUACGCUCUCUGAUGACUCUGUGUCCAUGUCCUCCUCCCACUGCUCUCUGAUGGAGGAAGAGCCACUCACACUGGCACCGCAGCCCACGGAGGAAGAAUGGCGCCCACAGGAAAACAUCGGCCUGCAAUUGUAUGUGAAAUAUUUCAGAGCAGGCGCCAACUUCCUGGUCCUCUUCCUCCUCAUUCUACUCAACGCUCUGGCACACGUGACAUUUGUGCUUCAGGACUGGUGGCUUGCUUGGUGGGCCUCCAAGCAGCAAAAGCAGCACGUGAACUUAACACAGCACCUCAAUGGCAGCCUCCCUGCACAACUGGACCUUGACCUGUACUUAAGUGUUUACGCAGGUUUAACGGCCGCAUCUGUGGUGUUUGGCUUCGUUCGCAGCCUGGUCUUCUUCAGCAUCCUGGUGAAAUCAGCCCAAACCCUCCACAACAGCAUGUUUGAGGCCAUACUUCGGACUCCUGUCCACUUUUUUGAAAUUAAUCCAAUUGGAAGAAUCCUCAACAGGUUCUCCAAAGACAUGGGCUACCUGGAUUCUGUGCUGCCAUGGACGUUUGUGGACUUCACCCAGGUGUUCCUGCAGGUCUUUGGAGUGAUUUUAGUGUCCUCCAUAAUCAUCCCCUGGAUCCUCAUCCCAUUUGUCCCUCUCUUCUCCGUUAUCCUGUGUCUGCGGCGCUACUUCCUCCAGACCUCCAGGGACAUCAAGCGCCUGGAGGCUACCACUCGGAGUCCCGUCUUCUCCCACCUUUCUUCUUCUCUUCAAGGCCUCAGCACCAUACGAGCAUUUAAGGUUCAGGAAUGGUUUCAGCAGAUGUUCGAUGACUAUCAAGACCUUCACUCAGAGGCUUGGAUCCUGUUCCUGACCACCUCGCGCUGGUUAGCUAUACGCCUCGACGGGAUCUGUUCUAUUUUCGUGGCAGUUACUGCUUUCGGAUGUCUCUACUUCAGGGAAGUAUUGGACCCUGGUGCAGUGGGCCUGGCUCUGUCCUAUGCGGUGACACUGACCGGCAUGUUUCAGUGGGGCGUUAGACAGAGUGCGGAGAUUGAGAAUAUGAUGACAUCCGUAGAGAGACUUGUGGAGUACACAGAGCUAAAGAGUGAAGCAGCUUGGGAGACCGACACAAUGCCACCCCCUGAUUGGCCCACCACAGGCUUCAUCACUUUUGACUCGGUCAACUUCUCCUACAGUGCCAAUGAUCCAUUGGUCCUCAAGAACCUGACUCUCGUCUUCACAUCCAGAGAAAAGGUGGGCAUUGUGGGACGAACUGGCGCUGGUAAGAGCUCUCUGAUAUCGGCCUUGUUCCGCCUGGCUGAACCCGAGGGCAGGAUAGUGAUUGAUGGUUUCCAGACGUCUGAUGUUGGUCUGCAUACUCUUCGCCAGAGGAUGUCCAUCAUACCGCAGGACCCAGUUCUCUUCACGGGCACCAUGAGGAAGAAUCUGGACCCUUUCAGGCAGCACACAGAUGAGGACCUGUGGAAUGCACUCCAAGAGGUGCAGAUGAAGGCCGUGGUGGAGGACCUGCCCAAUAAGUUGGAUACGAUGCUGGCAGAGUCAGGCUUGAACUUCAGCAUGGGCCAGAGGCAGCUGCUAUGCCUGGCCAGGGCCAUCCUGCGGAAAAACCGCAUCCUUGUCAUCGACGAGGCCACGGCCAAUGUGGACCCAAGAACCGACAGCCUGAUCCAGCAGACGAUCCGGGACAGGUUUCAAGAGUGUACCGUGCUCACCAUCGCUCACAGGCUCAACACCAUCAUUGACUGUGACAAAAUACUGGUUCUGGACGCAGGCAAAGUCCAAGAGUAUGAUGAGCCUUACGUGCUGCUCCAGAACGAGGACGGGCUUUUCUAUCAGAUGGUCCAGCAGACAGGCCGAGUAGAGGCUGCCUCACUGCUCAACACAGCCACACAGGUUCACAUGAACAAACGGCGGCCGGGAGAAUCGUGCCGCCUCAAGGAUGUAGGUGUCAUCUUUGAGACGUCUCUCUGACACUUUGGAGAGUAGCUUUGACCUCCUCUGCGCUCGCCAUUACAGAGCCCCGGUGGGAGGGUGUAUCCAUUUGACUACAGUGGAAUGUUUUUUUUUAAGGCGGCUGCAAUUUGAUGAGCUCAGGUGUGAAACAGACUGCGGGGCUGUGCCUUUAUUGAUAGCGUGAGUUGAUUGAUCGCACCUUGCAGUGUUAAUGUAUGGGCUCUCCGAGCCUCCUGGGAGGCUUCAAUCCUGUGCUGGUGCUCCAAAGAGUGCACACAUUAAAUGUAUGUGCACUGACUUUCUAGAUGCAGACUAUCUCUGCAUUAUUUGCACACACAAAAAAAAACGCUUCACAAGACAACGAGAAGCUCUAAUUUUUGUGCCUGCUUCUUUUGACUUCUUUGCACUUUUCUCAAUAAAUACUGUAGGUCUUCCUGCAUAAGUGACCAUAUGUCUACCUCAGCCCAGGGAAGAAGAGCACCAUGAAGUGUAGCAAAAAUGUCAUCUGCCUUGCCCACUGACUAAAAUGUUGCAUUUUAUUCUCUAAACUAUCUAUAUUCUGAGCAAAAAGUGGAAGAGAACACUUUUUUUGUAUUUGGGAUCCCCCAUAAUUCCAUGGAGGCACAGUGGAGAUAUUUAUAAAACAUUUUUACCUCUCUCUAAGCAAGCCUUUAGUGACUUAUUUUGCCUUAGUUACGUCAGCAUAUACACUAUAUUGCCAAAAGAAUUUGGCCACCCAUCCAAAGGAUGAGAAUCAGGUGUCCUAAUCACUUGUAUAAAAUCAAGCAUUUAGGCAUGGAGACUGUUUCUACAAACAUUUGUGAAAGAAUGGGCCGCUCUCAGCGUGGAACUGUCAUAGGAUGCCACCUGUGCAACAAAUCCAGUCGUGAAAUUUCCUUGCUCCUAAAUAUUCCAAAGUUAACUUUAUUAUAAGAAAAUGGAAGAGUUUGGGAACAACAGCAAGUCAGCAACCAAGUGGUAGGCCACGUAAACUGACAGAGAGGGGUCAGCGGAUGCUGAAGCGCAUAGUGCAAAGACUUUCUGUUGCUACAGAGCUCCAAACUUCAUGUGACCUUCCAAUUAGCCCACGUACAGUACGCAGAGAGCUUCGUGGAAUGGGUUUCCAUGGCCAAGCAGCUACAUCUAAGCCAUACAUCUCCAAGUCCAAUGCAAAGCGUGGGAUGCAGUGGUGUAAAGCACGUCGCCACUGGACUCUAGAGCAGCGGAGACGCCUUCUCUGGAGUGAUGAAUCACACUUUUCCAUCUGGCAAGCUGAUGGACGAGUCUGGGUUUGGAGGUUGCCAGGAGAACGCUACAUUUCGGACUGCUUUGUGCCGAGUGAAAUUUUGUGGAGGAAGAAUUAUGGUGUGGGGUUGUUUUUCAGGAGUUGGGCUUGGCCCCUUAGUUCCAGUGAAAGGAACUUUGAAUGCUCCAGGAUACCAAAACAUUUUGGACAAUUCCAUGGGUAGGCACUUCAAGUUCCUGUGUGAGUAAAGGCAGGUGGCCAAAUACUUUUGGCAAUAUAGUGUAUAGCAGUCCUGGGCAAUUAUUUGGACUCGGGGGGCCAACUUUAGAGAAAAAAAUGUGUCUGGGGGCCGGCAUAUCUGAUUUUUAGGAUCACUAAUGUCAUUUUUUUUACUGAAUGAGACACCCAAAAUGUACAUGCAAAUAAAGAAUUUGGGAUUUACAAUAUUAAAAAUGAACAAUAAAACACUGAAUAUUGACAAAAUAUUAAUGUCACACCCAGUCUCGAUCGACAUAUUUUAAAAUCAAGCGAAACGCAAAAAAAAUUUAACAAACAGCGAAAUAUGAACACGAAAGGGAAAAAAAACACUUAAUUAAAACAUGUUUUACGGGCCUUUACAUACAAGUGUACAACUAAGCUAACCACUAUUUACACUUGUAUGUUUAAACAACAAGUGUAAACAGAAGUCAAGCCCCAUUAAAUGGUAUAACACUUUUCCUUAAAGGGGGCGUGUUAUGAUUUUUUCCCCCUACAUUUAAAACACUUCUUGCGGUCUACAUAACAUGUAAUAGUGCUUCUUUGGUCCAAAUUUUGCACAUAUUGUGUUUUACAGACCAUUUUCAAGCCGCUUUCUGACAGUCUUGCGCCCUUUUAUGGUUACGUGCCUCCACUUCCCCAGCGUCCCCUCCCCAUCAGCCAUGUACUAGUUUUUAGUGCUUCUAUACUGACAACUUAAGAAGUAUUCAAUGUUUUUUUAUUGGAAAUGGCAACAAGGGAGGAUGUAUGUGCAUGUACGAGCCAGUCUGCCCCACAACAAGAAGGACCUAAUUGACUGCAACUUUUAACGACAACUAAAUAAAAAUGACAGACUCGCGCAAAAGUCUUGGGGUAAAUAUAUACCCUAUAUAGCAGACCUGGGCAAAUU
Molecule: messenger RNA, 6438 nt
Organism: Entelurus aequoreus (snake pipefish)
Lineage: Eukaryota; Metazoa; Chordata; Actinopteri; Syngnathiformes; Syngnathidae
Product: ATP-binding cassette sub-family C member 4-like
Exons: 31
Coding region: 131-4066 (1311 amino acids)
Biological process (GO): transmembrane transport
Cellular component (GO): plasma membrane
Molecular function (GO): ABC-type transporter activity; ATP binding; ATP hydrolysis activity
Source: RefSeq, a predicted model, not a curated record